This is a messenger RNA of Protopterus annectens (West African lungfish), 6922 nucleotides long. RefSeq names its product terminal nucleotidyltransferase 4B (gene TENT4B). Gene Ontology annotation, molecular function: poly(A) RNA polymerase activity; mRNA binding. NCBI's taxonomy places the organism in Eukaryota, Metazoa, Chordata, Ceratodontiformes, Protopteridae. Gene Ontology annotation, biological process: RNA 3'-end processing. Gene Ontology annotation, cellular component: TRAMP complex; nucleolus. The transcript is spliced from 12 exons. The coding region runs from base 171 to 2102 and encodes 643 amino acids. The record is from RefSeq and is a predicted model, not a curated record.
GUUGCGAUCCUGUCCGCCAUUGCUGUGGGAGACACUAUUAGGCAGACAGUCGUAUUUUUAAACCCGUUCCUUUUAUUUCUUAUUUUUACGGCUUUUGGUGUUUGACAAGUAAUUUUUGUCACUGGAGUGUAUUAAAAAAGCGAGUGCGAUCAGAAGACGCACUUCGUUUGAUGGAUCCGAGAAUCGGCUGGUUCCAGCCAGAACAGCUUGGACCUUCCACAAUCUUGUGGUUGCAAAUUUGGGAAACUACGCAAGGGCUGAGACAUCUGUACUUUAAUAAUAACUGUAAUAUUAACACAAGAAGCAGCAACGCCGUCACAGACUUUGGUGGUAUGACGGAGGGGAUGGACCAGGAGUCGUCCGGCGGUCCGGGGCACUUGGAGGUGCAAGGCGAUUUUCUGUCUUUGGAGACGGAUAACAACCACCUGGGGGAUUGUAGUUUGAAAGGUUUGGAUACUGGUAGUAAGAACAAGCGAAGAUGGAGCAACAGGGCGAGCACUUACGGCUGGAACUUCAAAAACCCCAGGGGAGUAGGUGGCAUGCCGUGGAAAACCAGGAGUUAUAGCAAAGGGGUUGUGGGCCUCCAUGAAGAAAUUCUGGACUUUGUAAAGUACAUGUCACCGACUCCUGAAGAAAAGGAAAUGCGAGAAGAUGUGUUUAACCGAAUAGAAAAUGUUGUAAAGAAAUUGUGGCCCAGUGCUGAUGUUCAUGUUUUUGGAAGUUCGAAGACUGGCUUGUAUUUGCCUACAAGUGACAUUGAUAUCGUAGUUUAUGGGAAAUGGGAGACCCUGCCUCUCUGGACCUUAGAAGAAGCCCUUAGAAAGCAUAACAUAGCUGAAGAAAAUUCUGUGAAAGUACUCGACAAAGCAACGGUACCAAUUAUUAAAUUUAAAGAUUCCGUAACUGAAUUGAAAGUAGAUAUCAGCUUUAACAUGUGGCAUGCAGUAAGAUCUUCCAAGGUUAUUCUGGACUUUGUGGAGAAAUACCCGCCAUUAAAGUACUUGGUUAUAGUACUGAAACAGUUUCUCUUGCAGCGGGAUCUUAAUGAGGUGUUCACAGGUGGAAUUGGUUCUUAUUGCGUUUUUCUUAUGGUAGUUAGUUUUCUACAGCUACAUCUACGGGACGAUGCCCGCAGUCCUAAUUCCAACCUUGGUGUUCUUUUAAUUGAAUUUUUUGAACUGUAUGGUAGACAUUUUAAUUACCUCAAAACUGGUAUUAGUGUAGCUGGGAACGGUUCUUACGUAGCCAAGGACGACGUGCAGAAGAACAUGUCAGAUGGAUAUAGACCCUCAAUGCUUUAUAUUGAAGAUCCUUUGCAACCAGACAAAGAUGUCGGACGUGGCUCUUAUGGUGCCAUGCAGGUGAAACAAGCAUUUGAAUAUGCUUAUGUUAUUCUAAGCCAAGCUGUAUCAGCAGUAGCCGACUACUAUCCAAAUAAAGAAUUAGGAAGCAUAUUGAGCCGCAUAAUUAGAGUAACUAAAGAAGUAACGGAGUACAGAGUGUGGAUAGCAGAGAGAUGGGGACAGCUAACAAGAAGCAGAUCUGCAUGCAAUGGAAGUGAUGUGACACUGAUAAUAGAAUCACAACAGCUGGACAAAUGCAACAAUAAUAUUUCAGAAAACACUGACGUCGUAGAGCAUUCUAGAAGUAAAAAUUCAGAAUCCCUUAGUAAACACACUUCAAAUUCUCCUUCUGUUGCACUAUCGUCAUCAUCGUCAUCAUCAUCAUCAUCAUCAACACUGUCCAGUUCUAGUGAAGAUUCCGAUGGAACACCAUGUAAAUCAUCUAAACAACAUAGCAGACUGCAGCCAAAUACGAACAAAGUGACCUCUCGGGAGCCAGCAGUGGGAUCAGCACAGCCGAGCACAAAAUCACAAGGAAGUCAGGCAGCCAGUCAUUACAUUAGUCAUAACAAGUCACAGCCUCAGCAGCAUAGCACAAGAUUGUUUCGUCCUUCCAGUAGGGGUGUCCAUGUUCAAAUGAAUGCAAGUCAUAGUGCACCUGCAAAGAACCAACAUCAUCAGGGACAUCAGGGUAGCAGAUUUUACCACAACAAAAGAAGGAAACAUAAGCAAGAGAUGCCUGCAGCAGGUGUUUGUUGAUGAGAAUAAAUUUGAUUGCCUGACUUUGUUUUCUGAUCGUGUUAAUGCAGCACACUAAAUUGCCUGACUCCAUUUCCUUAUGGUGUUGAUCCAGCACAUUACAGACUGCUCUACUGAAGCGACUUUCGGGAUCUUCCAGAAAUGCUUGGAAAUGCUUUGGGGCAAUAUUCAUACUUUCUGCCUUUUACAGAAUUGGUUGUGAAUAAUAAUGGAUACAGCAAUAUAUCUGAACUGAAGAGCUGGUGUCCUUUCAAAAAUAAAGUAAAAUAAAAAACUACAUUUAAACAGUAUCCCAUCAGCUUGGGAAAAUACAAAUACCAAAAACAUAAAUUAAAAAAAAAAUCACAAAAAAACUGCAGAAAAAAAAAACUAAAAAAGGAAACGAAAAAAGAAAAAACGAUCACACUGACAACUUUAUUCCCUGCUGAAGAAAACUGAGCAUAAUUUAUGCAUGGAUACAGUUUCUUUUACAUAUUUACUAUUUUAUUGUGUAUAUACAGAUGGCCAUAUUGUAAAAGUACAUUUGUAAAAGUGACUUUUGUAACACUUUUUACCUAACGUUUAAAUUUAAAUUAAGAAAUUAUAUUGUAUAAUUAUUCAUGAUUAGUUUUGGAGCCAAGAAUGCCUGCAGAACUUACCAUCUUAAGUUGUCAACAACUUUCACAGUGUAUGUGAUGAUGGCAGUCUUUUCUAAUGGGACUGGUUCACUCAUUGCUGUGCAAAUCUCUAAACAGACUUUCUUUUGUCAAGAUAGGUGCUUGGAGUUGAUACCAAAGGUGAGUGUGGAAGCAGCGGGUCAUGGCAGGGAGCAUUGUAUAUUGGCCAUAUGUCUGGGGAAAGCCCCCCACCCCCUCAACACACAAGUAGGCAUGUAACUGUACAUGCCAGUGUCAGUAUGAAAAUGGUUGUCCUGUGUUUUUUUUAACAGUUUUCCCCCAUUAUGUAGCAUCACUGAACACGUAUGUUUCUUACUGACAGUCAUUUUGCCUACAAGUUUUCCAUAUUUUUCUUUGCUUAACUUUGGUCCCCCAGGCAACUUUUUAUUAUCAUUUCACAUUUCUGUUUCAGUUUAGUCAAAAACAUUUAUUUUAAGUUGAAGACCCAUUCUCAUGUAAUACUUAAUAUCUAUGAUGUACCUUUAUAGUUACCUGAGUUGUGUAAGUGGACUUGGGACCAGACCGCUCUUGUGCAAGUGAGUACUUUUAAUGACUUAUUCUGCUUGGGGUCCAUAUGUGGCAUUCCAGAUUGCUUUGGUCUGUUUAAUGUCAAGGUAUGCCUCAGUAAUGGUAGCUGUGUCUAGAGAACUACUUUAUAGCAGAAGGUUUAGAAAGAACCCUUGAACAAGUCCAAGGAAAAAUGUUGACUUGUGCUGCUUCUUUUCUAAGGAGGUGCAUCAGUAUGACUGCUAACAUAUGUUGCCUGCAUAUCAGUGAGAGGACCUACACUGACUGCAAAGGCUAAUGUUGGAAUCUUCACUAAAAUCAGCUGUCACAUCUGACAUAGGACAGAAGGAGAAAAGUAUCAUGAGUGCUGUCAGUUUUAACUUUUCAUACUGUUAUUGUCUUUGAACCUGUAGCCUAGAUGGGAUCAAACAGUGUCCGUCGUUUCUGUAGCUGUUAACUACUUCCCAUUUCCCUUUUUCAAAUGGGAAAAGGAAGUGUCCUUUUGCUACAGUUUGUUUCAUUAAAGUUCAUUUGGUUACACCAUAAAAGGAAGUGAAUUGCAAUAUAACCCAUCACACUCUCUUCUGCCAAGUCUUCUAAAUUUGUUGGAAAAAGUAGUCUUUCUCCCAUAUGUUAGUGGUCGCAAGUCAAGUGCUAGAUCAUUAUAUAUCUUAUUUGCUCCUGACAAGUCCUCACAGGGGCGGAUUACUCUCAUGUGUUGAAAGCCAGAUGUCUGAGCUUGACACAACUUGAAGAAGCCUGACCCAAAAUGGCUGGGUUUAGGAUGUCAUGGAUAGGGUACAUAUUCUGAAUUGUUUAGUCACCGUGUGGUCAGCUCAAACUCCUCUUAGCUGGUUGCAGAGUAGCUGGCUCAGCAUUGACUGCAUCAUUGGUAGCGUGGGUAGCCAACUUCAUGCCUGCUCUGGUCCGUGUUGAAUAAUGUGUUGCCUUUUCAUAUCAGCCAUUUGGUUGUCCCCCCACCCUCUGCUUUACUAGUUAUAGCUGUGGAACCUGCUGAAAGCCUGAACCCCCUCCUUUUGAGAGUGGGCAUUCUUUUGUUGAUUUGGAAUUUGAACAAGUAAGGGCCAUAUGUUUCCCAUUCUCUACAGAAGCAGUAGGAGCCAGACAUUGCCUUAAGGUAUUGUCCUUUCUAAUGGCAGCCCACAUUCCUUGGGACUCCCAUUGCCAUGGUGGAUAACUUGAUUUGCAGCAUCAGUCCUUUCCCAGUGCUGUAGUUGCAAAAAAGAAGCAUGCAGGCUGUCUUCUGAAAGUGAACUGUCCAGAGUGGCCUGCUCUUGGUUAAAGAGACUGCUGUUCUUCACAAGCUCUGCAUCCAACAAGGUAGAUGGAAUUGAGCUGUAGACCUUUUUCUGUAUAGAGUGCUGGGUUGUGCUGCCCUUCCUUUGGUCAUUUCCUCUAAUUCUUAAUCUGCUGGUGAGGUUCUACAUAGAAGGGCCAAGGCUUUUUCUUGUAGCCCAGCGAUGGAACAGAAGUUCCUUCUUUUUAACCCAUUGAACCACUCUAUCCUAAGACAGUACUGGUUCAUGUGGUUUGAGCUCUUAUUCUGUGAUAGGAUCAUCACCCUUUGUCCAGAUGUAUUGCUGCUGCAGUAGUCUGUCUUCUACUUCCAGGUAUCCCUAGUUAAACCUUCACAUUCCUGGAGGUUGCUAAGAAGACUUUUACUAGCCUUAUCUUUAGUGGUAGUUGGAAGGCAUAUUUCAUUUUUGUUGAAAAGUGUGCUGCAUCUCCAGUUUGUGGACCUCUGGAAAUGUUUCGCCUGCUUCAGGCUUUUUCCUGUUGUAGGCCUUAUGUCUACCCAUUUCUCUCUCAAAAACAAUAUAUAUAUAUAUAUAUAUAUAUAUAUAUAUAUAUAUAUAUAUAUAUAUAUAUAUAUACACACACACACACACACACACACACACACAUGUGUGUGUGUAGAGAGACAGAAAGAGAGAGGGAGAUACCACUGGGAUGUGCAUUUCUUAUAUUCCAGCAUAUCAUAAUUCACUGAAAGGCAAAACACUGUCUAACGCAGGCUAGUUGAGCAGUUUUUGAAUGUUAGCUUUCUGUUCCUGCCACAGUCAAGAACGCCUCUGUGCUUUAUGAUCUGAACACCAAAGUCAACAUUUUCACUAGUAGACCACAGCUCAGCUGUCUUAGUAUAGUUAGUGUUUGCAUCCUGCACUGUGCUUUUUCCAAAUAACUGUUAUUUCUGUAUGGCAAAUUUCUGAGCUCUUCUGUCUUCGUGUUUUAAAAAGUUCUAAUUUAUUUUUCUUAAACUAUUUCUCUUAGUAUAAUUGUCAUUUCUUCCUGAUUUAUUUUAAUUCGUUUUAUUUAUCUCUCAACUUUCUCUACAAAAGAUAAUUGUAGGGAGGGGCACAUCCUUUACACUGUGGACAAGCACAUUCAUUCGUGGUUCUAGCAUCAUAGGACAACUGAUUACCUGGUUUCAUUUGCCAUAGUUAAAGUGUCAGGCGUGCUCUCGAAAUGGAAUGACAUCUGCAGUAUCUUUAUAAAGGAAAAACUGCAUGGCUGUUAUCCUGUACUGCGAAGGCUAGUUCCACUUGGGAGGUAGCAGUCUGUAGUGCUUGUUUCCGAAGUGUGUCUUCUGGGGAUACUUGACUCAUUGCAACCUAGGUACUCAACAUCUUUACUGAGCAAUAUAGCUUGUACCUUUAGUCCAGAACCUUUAAUGCUGCAGGGCAUGUUUCCCUGGAUCAUACCUUUGCUGGCUGUUUUUUUCACCCUUUGAGGUUUGGAAGGUCUAUUCCAUGCAUACGGCCCCACGAACCAAGGUACAUCUGAUAGCAGUACUCACUGUGUAUUAUUCAGUAAUUCAGGAAAUCCUCUCAGUAUGACUUUAUAACCCUUUCAGUCUUGUUAAGGAUGAUUAAACUGUUGUGGCUAUGUUUUGAAGCUUACAAUUAUAAAGACUUAUAACUAGUGAUUCCUGCAAGUAUUACCCCUUCUAAUGGGAUUAAAGAACUUGCAGUCUUGAAGGUGUAUGCACCUCUUUUGUGGACUAUGGAGCCAUUCAUUUCAUUAAGGCAUGUGUUCAAGAUUUUAAGAAAAAGCCACAUGAAUGAACACAAUGAGGAUAUGUAUGUGUGUUCCAGCCACUCCAAAGGGCCCUUAGAUGGUUGCUUGCCUUUUUGAGUAGGAUAUUUUAUUAAACAUUAUAGCUGAUUUCCCAUGAUCCCUCCUCGUGUAGAAAGAGCAUUUCAGUAUUUUUUUUCUGUAUACAUUUCUACUUGAUUUUGCUAGAUAUUCAUUCUACUGUCCUUUUUACUUGAACCUUCCUCAUUUUUUUGAGAAUUAGCUGGGGAAUGGUGGGCAUGAGACACUGCUGUUUUAUAAUGAUGCCAGUGCUUAUGUAAUGCAACACUUCUUGCCUUGUCCUGCUUCACUGCAUUCAUCAUUUGAUGUGUAGUACAAGAGCCUGUCUCAGAUGUGUUGUUAUGAUAAGUUAGUUUGCAGAACUGACUUGAUUUCUGAGUGUACCAGACCAGUUACUUUUCAGAGGUAAAGUAUGCAGACUUUUCACGUCUGCUUUUUCUUAAACAUUGUCACUACAGCAAUCCAUUAAACAUUUUAGUGUCCUUCCCAAAUGGUUACAUUUUUACAGAAAAUUACAGAUAAAUACCCACUUUUGUAUAA